UGGCGGCUAGUACCUGCGUCCUGCUCCCUGCUCAACUAAAGAUUUAAGUUGAUUGCACCAUCUGUAAACGCAGUAACUAUUUCAAGUAUGGUCAAACACACAAUGCAUUUUGUGCUGUUUUACUAGAUCAAGCUAAAUUUCACAACCAUUACACGUGACGUAUGACAAAACCUUCUGCUCGGGCUGUCUGCUUGAAGAUGUUAAUUAAAAUAAACAUUUCUUUUGCUGCGCAGUCACUAUGGAUCGAAUGACAAUACAGAAAUACCUUAGAGAGAGCACUUUAGGAUUUAUUGGUGCAGGUCAAAUGGCACAGGCUAUAGCUGAUGGUCUUGUGAAACAAGGCUUAAUUAUGCCUGGUGAUAUCUAUGCUUCUGCUCCAUCGGAGAGAAAUUUGAGAAGUUGGAAAGAGAAAGGAAUGAACGUAACUCAUCGGAAUGAUGACAUUGUGAAAAAUUGUAAAACCAUAUUCUUAGCUGUCAAACCACAGUAUUUGAAUGAAGCACUGAGUGCAAUCACACCAACUCUUGAUAAAAUCCCACGUCUGUUUGUGUCUGUCAUUGCUGGGAUUUCUUCAACAGCUCUGGAAGAGGCUCUUUCCACACUAGUGCCUUCCUCUAGAGUUGUGAGAGUUAUGCCCAAUACUCCUCUUCGUGUGGGAGCAGGAUGCUCAGAGUUUUUGUUUUGUUUUGCAGUCUUUUGUGGCGGAUGCACGUCAGUUGAUAGAGAUACUGAAAUUGUCAAAGGGUUGCUCUCAGAGCUUGGACUGUGUCUUGAGAUUAAGGAGAGUAUGAUGAGUGGUGCAGGUGUCAUUGCUGGAUGUGGACCUGCAUUUAUGUACAUGAUGAUUGAAGCAAUUGCUGAUGGUGGUGUCAAUAUGGGAGUACCUAGAGAAAUGGCUCAACAACUAGCGGCACAGACUAUGUUGGGUGCUGCUCAGAUGGUUUUAAAGACAGGACAGCAUCCUGGGCAGCUUAAAGAUGAAGUAUGUUCACCGGGUGGCAGCACCAUAGCAGGUGUUCAAGCUCUUGAGAAGUGUGCUAUAAGGUCUGCAAUGAUGGCAGCAGUAGAAGCUUCAACCUUGAGAAGUAUAGAGCUUGGGAAGCGCAAGUGAAUUACUAUCAAGUAACCUAAUAAGUUUGCCAGCUGAAGUACGUAUAUAGUUGCAGUAGGGCAAGAUUGUGUGGAUCUGAUUUUCUAUUUUAAACAAACAUUCCGAGACCCUGAUAGUUCUAGAAAAUAUCCACAAAACAGUUUCAGUCAGUCUGAGUCAUCUGCAUAUUUCCCCUGCUGUGGAUUUUGUUAUUGACUGCUUUUUUAGAUCUGAUUUUUACAAGACAUGUAUAUAUUUCUUUUGUUUUAAGUUUGUUGUGUGCAAUGAAUCUCGUGAUUAUUACCAGCUGAUAUAUUCCAUUGUAUUUAUUUAAAACUCAAAGAUCCUCUCAACGAGGCUAAAAAUGUGAUAUUUUGUAACAUGUAAGUAGAGUUGGUGAAGGCUGCUCCCGACACUUAGCUCUUCCUCAAUUUGUAAAAACUGUAAAAUUGUGACAACUGGAAGGCGAGUGCUCCCAAUAAACUUCUACAGUUCAAUGAGUUUCCAACA
Thrips palmi is the source of this 1600-nucleotide messenger RNA. It is a transcript of the gene P5cr, whose product is annotated as pyrroline-5-carboxylate reductase 3. Gene Ontology annotation, biological process: L-proline biosynthetic process. The transcript has 7 exons. Gene Ontology annotation, molecular function: pyrroline-5-carboxylate reductase activity. The record is from RefSeq and is a predicted model, not a curated record. NCBI's taxonomy places the organism in Eukaryota, Metazoa, Arthropoda, Insecta, Thysanoptera, Thripidae. The coding region runs from base 239 to 1111 and encodes 290 amino acids.